Seriola aureovittata is the source of this 746-nucleotide messenger RNA. RefSeq names its product ventral expressed homeobox (gene ventx). The transcript is spliced from 3 exons. Gene Ontology annotation, molecular function: RNA polymerase II cis-regulatory region sequence-specific DNA binding; DNA-binding transcription factor activity, RNA polymerase II-specific. Gene Ontology annotation, biological process: regulation of transcription by RNA polymerase II. Bases 1 to 576 code for a protein of 191 amino acids. The record is from RefSeq and is a predicted model, not a curated record. NCBI's taxonomy places the organism in Eukaryota, Metazoa, Chordata, Actinopteri, Carangiformes, Carangidae.
AUGGCAAACUUCUCGAUUGAGUGGCUUUCCAGGAGUUAUUAUGAGGAGACUAAGGAUGCUGCGCUCCAUUCAAAGGUCCAUGGUGAAAUGAGGGAAUUUACAAAAGAAUCAAGAAGCCAGUUCUCUCCGACCUCACCGAACAACAGCUGCGGUUACACAUCGGGGUCUGAGAGCGAGGUGGCAGAUGACAGCGAAGAGGAGGCCACCCAGCAAAGAAGGAUGAGGACCAAGUUCACCUCCGAGCAAAUCAGGAAACUGGAGAGCACCUUCAGCAAGCACAAAUACCUGGGUGCUACACAGAGGAGGAAGUUUGCUGAGAAGCUGAACCUCUCCGAAACUCAGGUGAAAACAUGGUUCCAGAACAGGAGAAUGAAGUUAAAGCGGGAGGUUCAGGACGUGCGCCAUGAGUUUCUGUCGGUCCCCGCGGCUCUGCUGCCUCCUCUGCUGUUUCAGCACCACGUCCUGAGCGGACAGCUCCCCUCCGGCAGUGGCUUCUACCCGCAGCUGCAGCCUCUCCACAGGACGGCCCCGCCCGCUCCCCUGCACCCGGUCAUCCUGGCUCCACACUUCUACUGAACUCCCCCACAUUUCCCGAACGAAUUCCUGUCUAGAAUCUAGAUAUUUUCUCAUUGCUCUCUCUAAAAGAGGGGUUGUCAAUAUAAUUGCUUUUAAAAUGUCUGAAGCACUACAGUAGCUAUAUAUGGAUGUAAGUUGUUUAUUAUUAAAAUAAUGUAAAUGUACAGUAA